Messenger RNA from Physeter macrocephalus (sperm whale), 1303 nucleotides. It is a transcript of the gene SMOC1, whose product is annotated as SPARC related modular calcium binding 1. The record is from RefSeq and is a predicted model, not a curated record. Bases 254 to 1303 code for a protein of 349 amino acids. Gene Ontology annotation, biological process: extracellular matrix organization. NCBI's taxonomy places the organism in Eukaryota, Metazoa, Chordata, Mammalia, Artiodactyla, Physeteridae. Gene Ontology annotation, cellular component: basement membrane. Gene Ontology annotation, molecular function: heparin binding; protein binding; extracellular matrix binding. The transcript is spliced from 10 exons.
CAACCUGCUGCCGCCGCGGCCCGGCCGAGCGGAGAGCACCGCACGCAGAGCACACGCUCGCGCUCAGCUCCCCUCCGGGGCGGUUCAUGAGCGCGCGCUCCGACCGCAGCCUCCGCGAGCCCGCGCCUCACCGCCGCGGCCCGCCGUCGUCAGGGCCCCCCGGGGCAAGGAAGGCAGGAAGGCCGGCGCGGCCGUGCGCCCCGUGGAGCCCGCCACCCCUGCCCGCAGCCGGCUGCCCGGCCCGCCUGGCACCAUGCUGCUCGCGCGCUGCGCCCGCCUGCUCGCGCCCCACUUGCUGCUCGUGCUGGUGCAGCUGUCCCCGGCUCGCGGCCACCGCACCACGGGCCCCAGGUUUCUCAUAAGUGACCGUGACCCUCAGUGCAACCUCCACUGCUCCAGGACUCAACCCAAACCUAUCUGUGCCUCUGACGGCAGGUCCUACGAGUCCAUGUGUGAGUACCAGCGAGCCAAGUGCCGAGACCCAACCCUGGGUGUGGUACAUCGAGGUAGAUGCAAAGACGCUGGCCAGAGCAAGUGUCGCCUGGAGCGGGCUCAGGCCCUCGAGCAAGCCAAGAAGCCCCAGGAGGCGGUGUUUGUCCCGGAGUGCAGCGAGGAUGGCUCCUUUACCCAGGUGCAGUGCCAUACUUACACGGGGUACUGCUGGUGUGUCACCCCAGAUGGGAAGCCCAUCAGUGGCUCUUCUGUGCAGAAUAAAACUCCUGUAUGUUCAGGUUCAGUCACCGAUAAGCCCGUGAGCCAGGGUAACUCAGGAAGGAAAGAUGACGGGUCUAAGCCGACACCCACGAUGGAGACCCAGCCGGUGUUCGAUGGAGAUGAAAUCACAGCUCCCACUCUCUGGAUUAAGCACUUGGUAAUCAAGGACUCCAAACUGAACAAUACCAAUGUAAGAAAUUCAGAGAAAGUUCACUCUUGUGACCAGGAGAGACAGAGCGCCCUGGAAGAGGCCCAGCAGAAUCCCCGCGAGGGCAUUGUCAUCCCCGAGUGUGCCCCCGGGGGGCUCUAUAAGCCAGUGCAGUGCCACCAAUCCACUGGCUACUGCUGGUGUGUGCUGGUGGACACGGGGCGUCCGCUGCCCGGGACCUCCACACGCUACGUGAUGCCCAGUUGUGAGAGUGACGCCAGGGCUAAGAGUGCGGAGGUGGACGACCCCUUCAAGGACAGGGAGCUGCCAGGCUGUCCAGAAGGGAAGAAAAUGGAAUUUAUCACCAGCCUACUGGAUGCUCUCACCACUGAUAUGGUGCAGGCCAUUAACUCAGCAGCACCCACUGGAGGUGGGAGGUGA